GGAAAAGGGGGGGUUUGUCAGAGAGGGGCAACUCAGAGGGAAAACCUCAGUGCAGGCUGCAUGAAAGUCGUUAGUUUCUCAGAUCUCCUCCCCUGCAUGAGUGUUAUUUAGUGAAACCUGAAACGGCAGCAGGCCUGAAUUUACUCACGUCUCCAAUCUGCUGUCAAACAUGAAAGGACGCACAGAUGACCAGGAAAACAUGUCUAAGGUGGAACCCUCCAAUGGGCACAGCAGGCCUUUGGACAUCGUGCCCAGCACAGAGGAGAAGAUGAUAGAGAGGGGUCAGUGGGGAAACAAAAUCGAGUUCGUUCUGUCUGUGGCUGGAGAAAUUAUUGGCCUGGGGAAUGUGUGGCGUUUCCCCUACCUUUGUUAUAAGAACGGAGGAGGUGCCUUCUUCAUCCCAUACCUCAUCUUCCUGUUUGCCUGUGGAAUCCCCGUCUUUUUCCUUGAAACGGCUCUGGGUCAGUACACCAGUGAGGGAGGCAUCACCUGCUGGAGGAAAAUCUGCCCAUUAUUUGAAGGAGUGGGCUAUGCCACCCAGGUUAUUGUUGCUCUGCUCAACAUCUACUACAUCGUCGUGUUAUCCUGGGCCAUCUUCUAUCUGUCCAACUCCUUCACCUGGGAUCUGCCCUGGGCCUCCUGCAACAACUCAUGGAACACAGAUUCCUGUAUGGCAUUUCAGAGGGGGAAUAGCUCCAUCAAUCACCAUGAGAACACCACCUCUCCUGUCAUUGAGUUCUGGGAGCGAAGAGUGCUGAGAAUUUCCUCAGGUAUUCAUGACAUUGGCUCUCUGAAUUGGGACCUGGUUGUCUGUCUGGCCGUUGCCUGGGUCAUCUGUUACUUCUGCAUCUGGAAGGGAGUCAAGUCUACUGGCAAGGUGGUUUACUUCACGGCCACCUUCCCUUAUGCUAUGCUACUGAUCCUGCUCAUCAGAGGGGUCACGCUGCCAGGAGCCAUGAGGGGAAUCCACUUCUACCUCUACCCUGACUUGGGACGUCUGUCUGAUCCACAGGUAUGGAUGGAUGCUGGAACUCAGAUCUUCUUCUCCUAUGCCAUCUGCCUGGGUUGCCUCACUGCCUUGGGAAGCUACAACAAAUAUAACAACAACUGCUACAAGGAUUGCCUGUCCCUCUGUUUCCUGAACAGUGGGACAAGUUUCAUUGCAGGUAUCGCCAUCUUCUCCAUCCUGGGCUUCAUGUCCUACGAGCAGAACGUGCCCAUCUCAGAAGUAGCUGAAUCUGGUCCAGGCUUGGCCUUCAUAGCCUACCCUCGUGCUGUGUCCAUGAUGCCUUUCUCCCCUCUUUGGGCGUGCUGCUUCUUCAUUAUGAUUGUCUUUCUGGGAUUGGACAGUCAGUUUGUGUGUGUGGAAAGUCUGGUGACAGCCAUGGUGGACAUGUAUCCCUCCACCUUCCGUCGUAAAAACCGCAGGGAGCUCUUCAUCCUGGCUUUGGCUCUGUUGUCCUUCUUCUUAGGGCUCAUCAUGCUGACAGAGGGAGGCAUGUACGUCUUCCAGCUCUUUGACUACUAUGCAGCCAGUGGGAUGUGCCUGCUCUUUGUGGCUGUCUUCGAGACUGUUUGCAUUGCGUGGGUUUAUGGUGCUGACCGUUUCUAUGACAACAUAGAAGAUAUGAUUGGCUAUCGGCCCAGCCCUAUCAUCAAAUACUGUUGGCUUUUCUUCACCCCUGCAACAUGCUUUGGGACUUUUGCUUUUGCCCUGAUCAAGUACUCACCUCUGAAGUAUAAUAAUGAAUAUGUGUACCCCUGGUGGGGCAAUGGGAUCGGAUGGAUUCUGGCCCUGUCCUCCAUGAUGUGUAUUCCUCUCUGGAUAGCUGUGAAACUGCACUACACGCCUGGAACGCUGAGAGAGCGCCUUGUUCUGUUGACCACUCCCUCCCCGGAGUUACCGAAGUCAAAGCAGGACCAGGAGAAGCUGCUGGCCAUCUACUCAGCAGAUGGCGACAGCCUCCAUCAAAGAUCCACUCCGAAUAAGGAUGGCUACUUCCCCGUUGAUGAAAAGGAGUCUCACUGUUAGAGACCUUAAAGGGUUGGAAAUCAGAGCCUCUUAGAGGUUAAAGCUCACUCCUCAGCUUUGACACUCUGUCUGGCCCCAUUCAAACAACUCUCUCUGCAAUACCUCACUAUAGAGAAGGGGAAACAGAAGCAACACAGACUGAAGAGUCAUGAGGCCUGAACCUGCUGCUGGAGAUUUCUCCUUUCUACACUGCCUUCGACGUACAGAAUGAUGGCAUCAGUAUUCCUACUUACAGAGUAUAAUCAUUUUUUUUAAGAGUUCGUCUUAUUUGCCUUUUGCAGAAUCAUUUGUACAUUUAUAAAAUAAACUGUCCAUUGUUGUUACACAGUGGCUAAGAAUUUACAUUUGAUCUUUUCUGCUUUCUAAGGAAGCAUGCUCUUUUUUUUGUGUUAUGGACAUCUCUAUUGUUCAGUUAGUCUGACAUGACACUCUGGUUACCUAACUGAUUCUAACAUCUGCAAGGGAGCAAAAGUGAUAUCACGGUCACUUGAAUGAAAGAUAUGUGUGUUUAAAUGAACUUCUGAAAUCUACACAGAGUUUCACAGUUUUUACUGUACGUGAGAGUCAUCAUCUCAGGAGGUAAACAUUUUUAUAAAGAAAUAAUAUAGAAAAGAAUACUAGUAAUACUUUUUUGUGAAUGUAAGAAUUGGAUUUUGAAUUUACCUAUAGCUGACUGACCUCAACUCACACAGUAUGCUGUUGUUUUUUUUCUUCAGAUAAAAUGUUUUUUCCCCUUUGUGUUUAUAUUUUUUGUUCUGCCGAGAUGCAUUAAUGUGUGCAUGAUUUCCCCUGCAACAAUCUUUUUGACAUGAUUUAAACCCCGCCCACUUUGCCUUACCUUUUAGCCUUAUGUAUUGCAUUGUAUGAUUUAAAUGUGAAGUGCCUGAAGGAGAAAGUUUUACCACUUAGAUAGGAACAGAGCGGGCUGGUUGAAGGGUUUGAUCCCAAAAUGAAAACCUCCCUGACCAUCUGAUUUCCUGCUGUACAGUCAUGAACUUCAGUCUUGAGUUUCCUUGAAUGUUGGACUGAACAUAUGAUCAUUGAUUACUGAUAGAGAACACUUUUACACUUGUAACUUUUACAUUUUAAAUGUUUUUAUGACUGAAUAAAAGUACCUUCAAUUGAAACAUA
Molecule: messenger RNA, 3163 nt
Organism: Labrus bergylta (ballan wrasse)
Lineage: Eukaryota; Metazoa; Chordata; Actinopteri; Labriformes; Labridae
Gene: slc6a13
Product: solute carrier family 6 member 13
Biological process (GO): sodium ion transmembrane transport
Cellular component (GO): plasma membrane
Molecular function (GO): gamma-aminobutyric acid:sodium:chloride symporter activity
Source: RefSeq, a predicted model, not a curated record